AUGUGUGGAAGAUUUGCGCUAGGAGUGAAUUUGAACGAGUUACCAUCGCAAUUUAAUAAUACGGUGUUUUCUCAUGAACAACAUGAGGAAUUGACUGAAUCGUCACCAGGGAUUUAUGAGGGUAGUAUUAGAGGAUCAGAAGAUGAUAUGAGACGAGUUCAAUUUGACUUUACCCGAGUCAAUCAAUGGGAUGGCAGUUAUAAUAUUGCUCCCACCAAUACGGCCAUAGUAAUUUAUAUGGUAAAUACCAUUAGUAAUAAUAAUUUAGAUUAUAAAUAUGUAGUGGAACUGCUGAAGUUUGGGCUAGUCCCAUUUUGGGCAAAACCUCAAGAUCCAGCAGCCACUGAAAGAGAUGGCAAGAAAGGUAAUGAAUAUUCAAAAGAAUUACAAAGAACUCAGGCUCGAUAUUUCAAUUGUCGUAAAGAAAGUUUACUGAGUGGUCAAGCGGUAUGGAAUAGUUGUAAAAAGAGAACCAGAUGUGUGGUACCCAUUCAAGGAUAUUUCGAAUGGUUAAAGCCCAAAGGAUCUAAACUUAAAAUACCAAACUAUGUUCAUUCUACUAAGAGUCCAAUAAUAUACUUGGCAGGAAUGUAUUCUCAUAAUACCAACUAUAAGAGUAAUUACAAUGUUAACGAUGAAUAUUUAUCGUCUUUUACUAUAUUAACAGGACCAGCAACAAGAGAAGAUCUUGGAGAUAUUUCAUGGUUACAUGAUAGGAAACCUAUACUUUUAGAACCUGAUACAAAAGCUUGGUAUGAUUGGUUAAAUCCUGAUCAGGAGUUACUGGAGAAAGUACUUGAAGAAAUUCUUAAUACUAAAACCAAUAAAGCUUAUGUUGAUAUUGAAGGUUACGAAGUAUCUAAGGAUGUUGGGAACCCAUCCAAUAAGCUGAAGGGAUUAAUCGAAAAGGUCAAAAAGAAUAAGCCUAUCACACUGUUCUUUUCAGCUAAUAAGAAGAGAAUAAAAACUGAUGAUGAUGAAGAUGAUGAUGAUAGUCAUCAACAUAAGAAGAUCAAGAAAGAGGAUGCCAACGAAUAUGCUAAAGCUACAGAACAUAAGGAUAGUAAAGUGAAACGUGAGGUUGAACAAUAA
Messenger RNA from Scheffersomyces amazonensis, 1092 nucleotides. RefSeq names its product putative peptide hydrolase. Gene Ontology annotation, molecular function: single-stranded DNA binding. NCBI's taxonomy places the organism in Eukaryota, Fungi, Ascomycota, Pichiomycetes, Serinales, Debaryomycetaceae. Gene Ontology annotation, biological process: DNA damage response. The record is from RefSeq and is a predicted model, not a curated record. The coding region runs from base 1 to 1092 and encodes 363 amino acids. The transcript has a single exon.